Messenger RNA from Conger conger (European conger), 1586 nucleotides. RefSeq names its product intraflagellar transport 27 homolog (Chlamydomonas) (gene ift27). The transcript is spliced from 8 exons. Lineage: Eukaryota; Metazoa; Chordata; Actinopteri; Anguilliformes; Congridae. The record is from RefSeq and is a predicted model, not a curated record. Bases 206 to 697 code for a protein of 163 amino acids. Gene Ontology annotation, molecular function: GTPase activity; GTP binding. Gene Ontology annotation, cellular component: Golgi apparatus.
ACUAAUUACGCAGCUGCUUUGACCCAAAUCUACAGACUCGGCUGCAGAGAGCACCAAGUGCCGAGCAUUUAGGAGCCAUUCCAGGUCUUACUGGAACCAGGUACCACUGAGGGAAGCCAUCGCCAAGGAGCUGUCUACUUGAAGUAAAGCCCUUCCGUGUAUUUCUGGAGGUGACGCUUCAGUGGGUAAGAGUGCCCUCUCUCAGAUGUUCCGCAGCGACGGCGCGCACUUCCAGAAGAACUACAGUAUGACCGCUGGAGUGGAGCUGGUGGUGAAAUCCGUCAGCAUCCCGGACAGUGGCGACAGUGUGGAGCUGUUCAUCUUCGACUCGGCCGGCAAGGACACCUUUCUGGAGGCCUGCGAGAAGCUGUGGGGCCAGCCCUCGGUGCUGUGUGUGGUGUUUGACGUGAGCAGUGAGGUGUCGUUCAGGAGCUGUGCGCUGUGGCUGGAUCGGGUACGGGCGCACUGCCAGAGCCUGCAGCUGCCAGGGGUUCUGGUCGGCAACAAGUCAGACCUGUCGUCGCGGCGGGAGGUUGAGACGGCGAUGGCCCAGGAGUGGGCCCAAAGCCAGGGGCUGGAGUACCACGAGACCUCCGCUAAGGAGAUGGAGAACUGUGAGGCUCCCUUCCUCAGUCUGGCCCAGGCCUUCUACACCCUCUAUCAGGAUAGGAUCCAAACCAUCCAGACUCUGGCCUAGAAACGCCUGACCUCCAGACCACAGGGGGCACUGCACUCCCUGCUACAGGAAAAAAUUAUCAUAUCAGAUUUUCCCCACAGGAGGGAUUGAGCAAGAAUCUCCCUGAAGAAAACCGUUUGCUUUACCUUCUCCCCUAGUGCUCCCCAAUGUCAUACCAUCUCAACAUCACCAUUACUGUUCUUCUAUGAAAGGGUUGCUGUUACCCCCAGUCUCCAGCAGGGGGUGCUAGUCGCCCCCCCUAGCCCGUGUCAUUCCUUUGUUUCCAGGUAAUAGACAGCACCUGUACGGAGCCUAUUUACGGAGCUCUGGUUGGCUUCCCCGUGUCUCUUCCUCACACCUGGAAACAAAAGAAGGAGUUAGUUUGCCACGGCCUCUUUGCACAAUUGUCAUUGUGGCUGUUUGUGCUUGUUAUGUAAUGUAUUUACAGGGGACUGAAGGAGGAUGUAGGACAAGGUGCUUUCUGUAGGGAGGCUACGGGCAAAGAGCACACGCUAUAAAAAGAUCAUAAAAACAGUAAAUACUGUAAAAGACUGGCAAAAAAAGAAGAAGACAGGUUUUCCCUUCCGUGCCAAACCAGACCAGGUGAGAAAGGGUGGUUUCCGUGGCAGGGGGAACGGCUCUUCUGCUGUGGCCUUCACCGAUGCGGACUGGAGCAAAUGCACACAGAUGGUCCUUCCUCCUCCUCCUCCUCCUCCUGGUCUUGCCAGAGGGCACAUUGACUGCUCCUUGACGCUCAGUGGAGAGGGAGCCACUCUGCCUUGGACACUGUGUGGGUGGCUGCUGAUUGCAUGCAGUCGAUUAUCUUUCCUGAAUCAUUUUCUUCCCCUCUUCAUUUCUCUGUGUACCUGCAGCUAGCAUGUCUCUAACAUUAUCUGCUUGCUUUGUACGA